This is a messenger RNA of Xiphophorus maculatus (southern platyfish), 1539 nucleotides long. RefSeq names its product alpha-(1,3)-fucosyltransferase 7-like (gene fut7). The record is from RefSeq and is a predicted model, not a curated record. NCBI's taxonomy places the organism in Eukaryota, Metazoa, Chordata, Actinopteri, Cyprinodontiformes, Poeciliidae. Gene Ontology annotation, molecular function: alpha-(1->3)-fucosyltransferase activity. Gene Ontology annotation, cellular component: membrane. The coding region runs from base 406 to 1503 and encodes 365 amino acids. The transcript has 2 exons.
CCAAAUCUCAUUAUUUCUCAAGGUAAUAACACUGAGGGGUUAUGGUCAGGACCCAGAACUGGUAAACGGACCUGGAUGGUGGACAGAAGGAAAAAUUUGAGAACUACAGUACUUUAUUAUAGCUACAAGAAGCAACUCUUUCACAUGUUUAUCAGUAAGAAUAGAACAAUGAUUAGACUUAGCUUGUUUAAGCAUAUGGUAAAACUCAUUCACAGACAUACAGAAAACUUUGGGCUAUGUGAAAGUGUCUCAUGCAGGACAUUUUCUAAACAUUUAGGACAAUGUAUUCCUGUGGCUCAGCAGGAGCUGGUUUUGACUCAUUUCCUGCUUCUCCAACUACAACUACUGCACUCAUCUGCUUGGCUCUUUUCUUACAUCGUCUAAAGGCGAAAGGAUCUUCACUAGAUGAGAAAUCAACAAUCCACACAGGAAAGUGACCAUGCUAAAAAGAUGGAGGUCCGAUCUAUCAAGAAUGGCAUCAUCUUCUGCACCAUUGUGGCUUUGCUACUUACCUUGUAUUGUGGAUUGCAAAACAGAGUUAAAUCCUCCUACUUCAGUUACUCAAGAGGCAGUGGGAAUGUGACCAUUCUCAUCUGGUACUGGCCUUUUGGCGACAUGUUAACCCUAAAGGGAAAUGUGUGCUGGGAUCGGUACAAAAUACCAAACUGUUUACUGGUGGAUCAGCGCUCCUUUUUCCCCUCAGCUGAUGUUGUUCUGUUCCACAACAGAGAACUGAUACAAGGAAGCCAGCAGCUUCCAACCGAACUCCCACGUCCACAAGGCCAGAGAUGGGCCUGGAUGUCACUGGAGUCUCCUGCUCACAACGGAAACUUAAAGAAGUUUGCAAAUAUCUUCAACAUGACCAUUUCCUACAGGAGAGAUGCUGAUGUUACCAUACCUUAUGGUGAGCUGAAACCUUUAGAGACUGAAAGUAAUCUGGUGGAGGACAGCCAUAUAAAUAAGACCUCUUUGGUCUGCUGGGUGGUCAGCAACUACAUGGACCACCACAGAAGAACCCAAGUCUACAAAGAACUCAGUGCCACGGUUCCUGUGAAGGUUUAUGGACGCUGGAAUAAAUUGCCGCUCUCCUCUGAAGACCUCUUACCAACAAUCUCUCGCUGCUACUUUUACUUGGCUUUUGAGAACUCUCUGGCAAAAGAUUAUGUGACUGAGAAGCUGUGGCAGAAUGCUUACAGAGCAGGGGCUGUACCCGUUGUACUAGGACCCCCAAUAAGUGACUACAAAGCUGUGGCUCCAGAACAUUCUUUUAUCCAUGUCGAUGAGUUUUCAUCAGUACAAGAACUGGGGAAGUAUCUUCAAAGGCUUGCAGAGGACAGGAAGAAAUAUGAGGAAUAUUUUAACUGGAAAAAACACUGGAAGGUGAAAGUUCAUGGGGACUGGAUCGAAAUGCUGUGCAAGAUAUGUUUACAAUACAGCAGUUUACCUCUGCACAAAGUUUAUUCAGAUCUAGAGGCCUGGGACAAGGAAGGAUAUAGACCAUGAAUUUUCAUUUAUUUCUUUUGUUGGUGACUGAAUAAA